AUGCCCGGAAAUCGCAAGAUCACGCUCAAGAACAUCAAGGGACGAGACGGUGUCCACCCCGGAUCCAGAAAAGCUGGCCAGAUCACACGCGCUCAUUUGCGAGCAGCCAAGCUGCAGAAGCAGGCGAAGACUCGCAAGGAUCUCAAGAUUGCCAAGCCAGUCUUCCGUCCUACAUUCUUCCACCAUGCUCUGUCCGGCCCGCAGCCGCUGAGCCUGCCUUCCCUUCGCGCUCUUGUUUCAGACGUCUACCUCACGCGCAACGACAAGCGUAUCGAGGAGCUCGAGGCUGAGCGCCGCCCUGGACGGCCGAAGACUAAGGAGCACAUGGAGCUCGAGGAGAACCGAAGAAUUGAGCACGCAGAGUGGGAGACUGGUUUCGAGGUCAUCAACCUGACGGAUGCGCCGACGACGCGACUGAUGUGGUCGUGGCUGGAGAACGGAACCGACAUGCAGCACUCCCAUGUUGACCUCCUGCCUUUCAUCCGCAUUGCCAAGGACACGCCGGAUGUCGUUGUUGUCUCGAAGCCAGGCAAGGUUGGAAACAUGGGUCUCGGCAACGGAGUCGAGGGAGAGGGAGAGGACUGGACGUCGAUCUCGAAGGAGGAUCAGGAGGACGAGAAGAUGGUGGCCUAG
Molecule: messenger RNA, 633 nt
Organism: Trichosporon asahii var. asahii CBS 2479
Lineage: Eukaryota; Fungi; Basidiomycota; Tremellomycetes; Trichosporonales; Trichosporonaceae
Exons: 4
Coding region: 1-633 (210 amino acids)
Cellular component (GO): nucleus
Source: RefSeq, a predicted model, not a curated record